GCUGCUCGUAUGGUGCACUGAACUAAAAAAGCUACCCACUCGUAAAAUUGUUGAUCAUUCCUCUAAUUUCAUUUCAACUUCAGAAGGGACAAGUUGGGAAUAAAAUUAGCCAAAAUUCUCGGAAAUUCUCAGAAAUCUCUAUAAUCCUGAUGGGUAGGACUUUCCGAUCCGAUCUAGUUUCUAGAAUACAUUUUAAACAACUUAUAUAAAUCUGCGAAGUGAAGUACAUAUGUAGAACUUGUCGAAGAAGAAUAGUUGAUAAAUAAUAUAAAGAGUUGACCAGAGUGAGACGGAUUCAUUGACAAACUGGUCGAACUUGGGAAAGGUUGACCUGCGUUAUGUACGUAGUACCACAUUCUGCUGUGCAUAGUCGAGCUAUCUGGUCACAUAUCUGAAUAUAUGUACAUACAUAAUUGAAGAUAGUAAUCUUCUCGUGGUUUACUUUUUCUUCGUUACUUUACUACCACAAUUUUUGGCUGUCAAGGAAGGAAGGAAGAGUUGUUUUGUUGUGUUGUAUUUUUUGAGUUAUGAAGUGAAAGCUACGCGACAACACCUACAAAUGUAGAGGAAGGAGAAGGAGAUUAUUGCAAGAAUUCAUACUCAAUGUAGCAGCUUAACUUUAAGAGUGAACUAGAAAAAGUUGUGCAAAUUUCCUAAGAAAAUAUUAGUUUUGAAGUGAAGUGAAGUUUAGAACACGGGAAAAUCAUGGGUCGUCGGAGUAGUAACAACAGCGUCGGUACCACAAAUCUCAGUCUCACCUCACCUCCACCACAACCCGAUGUGAUCUCGAUGCUUCAGAUGCAUCCUCACCCAAUGCUAGUGGAUCAUAUUGUCGAAACCAUUCUAAAUUACGUUUCUACCACGAACCUAUCCCAACUUUUAUCUUUACGUACCGUUUGUAGCCUGUGGAAUGCUUAUUGUACUAAACUACUUCAAGAUAAGUACUACUUAUCGUUUGGUGGACAUAAGUAUAAUGUGGGCCGGUUGAAAUCAUUCCUGGACGAGUUUGAGUUGGACAACAACAAGGAUGAAAAUCAAAAUAUCUGUGAAAUUAGUCACACAAAAAUCACAUUCCCCAUUCUCAGAUUUCGCCUCUUUUCCGACCUUUUCCAAGAAUGUAAUAAAUCCACCGUUUUAAAAUUCAUUUCGAAAUUCGGCCCCAUCGCGGAAUCUCUCGUCAUAUUUAAAGACAUCAACUCUGACAUUGAAUACACGGAGGAGGAAUUAUCACACUUUUCUUUUCCUCGGUUGAAGCAUCUCAUCUUCUCAGAUAGACGCCGAUCCGGAUUCUCUCAAGACGCCAACGCCCAGUCCUUCCUCUUUCAGUUGGUCUCCUCCUCGAGAAACACUCUUACCACCCUGAACAUAAAAUUUCCUCGGGAACCAAUCUACGAAAUUUUCGAGAAGGAAGAACUCAUUAUCAAAGUGUUUGAAAAGUGUCACAUGAGUCGCCUCCGUGUCCUCAAGUUGGAUAUGAACAUUACGGACAAAGUGUUGAAAAGUUUAACCCUGGUAAAUCUGCGGCUAAAAACGUUACAUUUGUCUCUUGGUGCGUCUCAAUUUUCCUCCGAGUCGCUGAAAACGCUGCUGAAUUCGCUUCGGGGGUCUUUAGAAGAUCUCAGACUGACUGAUCUUUACAGGAGAGCCUCCCUUGUCGUGGACCUACCCGAACUCAGUAAUCUCAAACAGUUUGAAAUCCAUGGGCUCGAACUACCCGCUUAUUUCGUGACAUUUCCUGAUUUUUCGUACGAGGCGAAAAUGCCGAAUUUAAAGAAAUUAAAGUUAAACACGUGGGCACCGAUUAAGGCGUGGGAAGUGUUUGUCCCGGAAGUUGGGAAGGAUAGGGAAGAGCUUGAACCGCUCCGAAACUCGGUCCAGGGAGUGACCGCGUUGUCUUUAGCGAUGAAUUUCGAUUGUCCCGUUAUUAUGAGAAGAGUGACAUCAAUGUUCCUCCGAGUGAAAGUUUUGGAGAUGCAUUUCUCGCGAAGUGCUGUCACCGCCCUGCAGGUCGUGUUCCAAAAUAUGAAUCAGUUGGAGGAACUUACGUUACAUCAAAGUUAUUUGGGAGAAAUUUCAACCAAUUGUAUCGACGAUGUUUUGACCGGGUUAGAGGUUGAGGAGUGUAAAUGGAUGUUAAAAAAGAAGGCAUAUAAGGUCGGGGAUUUAAGUGGGAUGGGGAAGAAGCCGAAUUUGUCAGAUUUAAAAAACCUGAAAAAGUUCGAUAUGAUGAGUCUGCGACAUCGGAACACGGUGACAGAUGUUUGUGGAUAUCUUCUCUUUUUGAAAAUGCCUCACCUUCGUACCCUUGACAUUGGGCGGACUCAGUUAAGUGACGCCUGCCUCCGCGACUUGGCGGUGCGAUUUCCCCACGGAAAAUUCGAAAAGUACUAUUUGACCAAGAAGACGAAAGGCUACAGCUACGGAUACGAUUCUAGCUAUUACAGAAAUUCUGCCUUCACUUCGAUAUGUGCCGUACAAUAAAAAAAACCUGCCUCAUCAGUAAGAAAACCAUAUUUUAUUAUGUGCUUAUAUUAUUUUCAACUUACAUAACUAAUAAAAAAAUCAGAGUUUUUAUUCCAAUGAUUUA
Messenger RNA from Folsomia candida, 2587 nucleotides. RefSeq lists its product as uncharacterized. The record is from RefSeq and is a predicted model, not a curated record. NCBI's taxonomy places the organism in Eukaryota, Metazoa, Arthropoda, Collembola, Entomobryomorpha, Isotomidae. The transcript has 6 exons. The coding region runs from base 706 to 2481 and encodes 591 amino acids.